This is a messenger RNA of Diachasmimorpha longicaudata, 1901 nucleotides long. RefSeq names its product plasma alpha-L-fucosidase-like (gene Fuca). Lineage: Eukaryota; Metazoa; Arthropoda; Insecta; Hymenoptera; Braconidae. The coding region runs from base 320 to 1720 and encodes 466 amino acids. Gene Ontology annotation, cellular component: lysosome. The transcript has 6 exons. The record is from RefSeq and is a predicted model, not a curated record. Gene Ontology annotation, molecular function: alpha-L-fucosidase activity. Gene Ontology annotation, biological process: glycoside catabolic process; fucose metabolic process.
CGACAUCGACAGUCGAGAGUUGUUGCUAGCCCCAGCAACAUCAGUUGCUCCCAACCUUAUAUUUUCAGGAGUAUUUCUUCGCGAUUUUUCAUACACUUAUUUUUUGCGGUGUUAUCACAAUCCACCCAUUCCCUCGCCAGCAAUAGGACGAUAACUAUUCAAUUCAAUUUUUUGUUUAUAUUUUAUUCCAUUUUUUCCAUUCAACUAUCUCUGUUACGUUGGAAUAUCCAACAACAACGAUAAGAUUAUACAAAAACGCGAUAAAUUUAGUCUGAAAACGUCUCCGACUGCCCAGUCGUCCCAUUUCUUAUUCAACACGAUGUUGAUUCGUAUCGUAUUAACAUUUAUGUCAAUCCUCGCGGUGCGAUCGGAACCUCAGCACGAUGUGUAUGUCGUAGAGAGCGAUUUAAAAGUGUCUAGUGAAAAUUCCGGUGGCUUCCUCCCAACCUGGGAGAGUUUGGACACCAGAGCUCUCCCCAAGUGGUACGAUAAUGCCAAGAUUGGGAUUUUUAUCCACUGGGGAGUCUACAGUGUUCCCAGUUUUCACUCUGAAUGGUUCUGGAACCACUGGAAAACUGAAAAAGUCACCCGGGAACUGAGGGAUUUCAUGAAAAAAAAUUACAAGCCUGAUUUCUCGUAUCAGGACUUUGCUCGUGAUUUUACUGCGGAAUUUUACGAUCCUAAUGAGUGGGCUAGAUUAUUCGAGGCUUCUGGAGCCAAAUACGUCGUCCUCACGAGUAAACAUCAUGAGGGGUACACACUCUGGCCUUCCAAGUACUCUUUUAGCUGGAAUGCCAUGGAUGUUGGACCCCACAGGGACUUAGUUGGGGAAUUAGCGGAUGCUGUAAGAGCUAACACAACCCUCCGCUUCGGGCUCUACCACUCCUUCUUCGAGUGGUACAAUCCCCUGUACUUGGAGGAUAAAAGUAAUAAUUUUACCUCUGACAAGUUCAUGCAGAGCAAGGUGAUACCGGAGAUGCAUGAAAUUGUUGAAAAGUACAAACCCGAGGUGUUCUGGAGUGACGGGGAUGGAGGUACCUCUGAGGAGUACUGGAAAUCCAAGGAGUUCAUAGCUUAUCUGUAUAAUGACAGCCCUGUUAGGGAUACAGUUGUUGUUAAUGACAGGUGGGGGACGGGGACCAAUUGCAAACAUGGGGAUUUCUAUUCGUGUGCUGAUAGGUUCAAUCCAGGACACCUUCUGCCCCACAAAUGGGAGAAUGCAAUGACUAUUGAUAAGAAAUCAUGGGGAUAUCGUCGAAAUGCUGCUUUGGAAGAUUACAUGACCACCGAGGAACUUGUACAGCAGUUAGUGAGUACAAUCAGCUGUGGUGGCAACUUGUUGAUCAACGUUGGACCUACGAAGGAUGGGAUCAUCGCUCCAAUAUUCCAAGACCGUCUUUUAGGCCUAGGUCAUUGGCUGAAGGUGAACGGUGAGGCUAUCUACAAUACUUCACCCUGGAGGGCACAAAAUGACACUAUCACAGGGGACACUUGGUACACAGCCAACGUCGACUCCAAAACCCUUUAUGCAAUUGUCCUCACGUGGCCAGAGGACGAUAUUUUGGAACUUGGGGCUCUGCCACUUGGUCAGCCCUUGAGUUUCGAAAUUCUGGGUCAUUCUGGAAAGAUUGAAUGGCGAGAAGUAGGAGACAGAAUCCUAGUGAACCUACCUGGGAUAGCUCACAGGGGACAGCCAGCCUGGACCCUCAAGAUUAGAUAAAAUACACGGCAAGAACUACUCAGGAAAAAUUAUAGAAAUAAUUAUGAAAAUAAUUUUUAUUGACUGUUUCUCUCGAUGGAGAUUAACGAGUGGGUUAUUUAGUAAUCAGCUCAUGAAAAAUGAAAUUGUAAAUCUAUUAGACUUGUCAUUAAUUAAAUAUAUAUCCAAUUUUAUGAAGGAC